UGGCUUGUCCCCACUUUUCCCGUGUACCGCCCUUCAGAUGAGAAAGUAAGCAGCCGUAGAGCCAUCGUAUCCUUUCUUGAAUACAGAGUAAUUUGACAACGCCUUCCGGAGUAUAGUGUGAGCUGAAGUUGCCUUGCCGCAGUAGCUUCAGGUGGCCCCCCUGUCCGUGCACGCUGAGCCUGAGAGACCGAGUCCUGCAGCUGUGUCUUCAGACGGGAUCAUGGCGCUGUCCUUCAAGAAAGACCUGGACAAGUACAAGGAGAUCGACGAGGAUGAGAUUCUCAACAAGCUCUCCGAGGAGGAACUCAAACAGCUGGAGACGGCCCUAGAGGAGAUGGAUCCUGAGAAUGCCCUCCUGCCUGCGAGUAUGCGCCAGAAGGAUCAGACCAACAAACAAACAACUGGGACGUUCAACAGAGAUCGCCUCCUCAACUACCUGGAGAAGGAGGCACUGGAGUACAAGGACAGAGAGGACAUCCUCCCCUUCACCGGCGAGAGAAAAGGUAAAGCAUUUGUUCCCAAGCAGAAGACCUCGGAGAUGCGCUCAGAGGAAGUCACGACCCUCGACCCAGAACUAGAGGAAGCCCUGUCCAGCGCCACAGACACAGAGCUGUGUGACCUAGCAGCAAUCCUCGGGGUACACACACUGGUGACCAGCACUCAGACCUACGAUGGGACCAGCAGUAAAGAGGGAUUCAACAAUGUGAUCAAAGGAGAGAAGAUGAACCCGGUGUUCGACGAGCCUCCCAAUCCCACCAACGUUGAGGAUACCCUGCAGAGGAUAAAGAGCGAUGACAGCUCUCUAACAGACGUUAACCUCAACAACAUCAAGAACAUUCCCAUUCCCACACUGAAGGACUUUGCCAAGGCUAUGGAAAACAACACUCACGUCAAGAAGUUCAGUCUGGCGGCCACCAGGAGUAACGACCCCAUCGCUGUGGCCUUCAGUGAGAUGUUGAGGGAGAACAAGACCUUGCGGUGUCUGAACCUCGAGUCCAACUUCAUCACUGGAGCCGGCGUGCAGGCCUUGGUGGAUGCCCUGAGAGAUAACGACACACUCAUAGAGAUCAAGAUAGACAACCAGAGGCAGCAGUUGGGUACAACGGUAGAGAUGGAGAUCGCUAAGAUGUUAGAGGAGAACCAUAGCAUAGUGAAGUUCGGCUACCAUUUCACCCAGCAAGGACCACGAUCUAGAGCCGCUGGAGCCAUCACCAAGAACAACGAUCUGGUGCGCAAGAGGCGAGUGGAGGGGGACUUGUAAGGAUGGAGCCGAUCCUCUCUCAGCCAAUCCUGUCGUCUCAUCUCACCAUGUGGAAUACUUUCAGCCAAUCCCCUGGUCUCAUCUCAUGUGUGGAACCUUAGUCUUGUGCCAAACCACGGAGCAAGGCGCCCUCAACCAGAACCAACAUUUGAGAAGAAGGGAAAUAACUGGAAAUGCCCUCUCCCAUACAUUAUUAUUAUUAUUAUUAUGAUAUUGUCAUGUUACGAUUACAACUGUAAACCUUUUGUUAUUGUUGUUAUUUUUGUCAGCUGAUUUCAGCUGCUCUUUUUCUUUGAGCUUCUAUACAACUACUCUUUUCCUCUUUUUUUUUUCUUUUCUUAUCUUCUCUCUUUUUUUUUUUUACUAUGCUUUGAGCAUGAUGAACAGGACAAACAUAUGUGUACAGAACCAAGUAACCAUUCACAGAAGGAUACACAUGUAACCCUGAACUAAACACUUAGUUUUUGCUAUAACAUCUACUGUAAAAAAAAAACAUCUGGACAAAGGUUGUAGGGCCUUAUGCUUCAUAUAUGGCUAAAUAUAGAACUCCGUAGAACGAACAAGUCUUUUGUUUAACUUCCUGUUAAACUUCCUGGAUAAAUUGGAGCUGCUGCUCAUGUCUGUCCACUGGUCUUUAGCAUGACUUGCAGUGUUGGGGUUAGAGGUCAAACUAGUCUUGUUUAGCAUUGGAGAGCACUGUGAGACUGUAAGGUAGUCCACUAAUGUAGAGCUGUCUGUAGAGUAUGUUAUUUCCGAGUAUGCAGCCUACUGUCCUGGAAUCUGACUAGGCAGCAACAGCAUCGGAGAGUGGACAACCCAGUUCUAAGGGCUAGCUGUUGGCAUAGAGAUGACAGUUGGCCCAACUGGCUGUUAGCUUCUUGAUGACAUGCAGCUUUGUCCAAUGCUAAAUCAGGUGCUGGUUUUAAAACUGGGGUGGCAUGAAGGAAGAUGCAGCACUGGCAGUCUGGUAGCUCUGUGGUAUAGAUGGAUGUUAACACAAUGUAGGAAUGACACACUGAGCAGAAGGGCACACAAUUUUCAAGUCUUAAUACUUGUUACAAGUUUUUCUGUCAACUACGGCUGUUAUGAUUCGGUUCAGACAGACUGGGUUCUCAAACGGUUCAUUUUCUUUAUUAUUGGUAAAAGGGAUAACGUUUAAAAAAAUGGGGGUUUGAGAGAGUGGGUUUGUACUACGACUGCUCUCACACUGAGGAAGUAGUGACCAACUUAACCACUGGGCUUCUCUUGUACUGAACCAUGCCAAAGACUAACAUAUGCAGCAUUUGAGUAUAUAUACUGAACAUUUUAAGUUCAGUUCCUUUACAUAUUAAAGUAGUUUGCUGACAGACUUAAAGGAGAACACCAAUGGGUUAUUUGCACAUUUCACGUGCACCGUGUCAUCACUCUGUGUAGUGACGAGUAAAUCUUUCCUGUCUGUGUGGCAGUUUAGGAAGAUUUUCAGAUUAAUUGUUAAUGGUUGGGAAAAGAAAAGGCAGGCACCAGUAUGCACAUUUUACUUUUGUGUACACAUGCCCAAACUCCAUUCAUGGAUCACAAGAAAUGAAUUUAAUGAAUUACCCACAUCUGUUCCCAAUUCAGAAUUUAAAGACUAGUCUGAUGUAGACAGACACACUCAGUGCUCUGAAGCAGGGUCCAAAAUAUUGGCAUACAGUGUGCUUAACUGGAUUUACUUUCUUGAACACUAGUUGUCUGCAGAGGCACAGUUGGACCAAUAAAACUGUUACACUGUGUGUAUAAGCACUCUGUAAUAAGAACUAUGUUGGUAUACCUGGUGUAACAUAGAUCACGUAAUGUUUUUAUUACAGCCAUUACAUUCUGUUUGAUCUGUUUAGAUUUAAAAAAUAAUAAAAAGAAGCUAACUCGAUAGUCUGGCUGAGCAAGGCUGUGGGACUAACUGUAUACUAUCAUGCUUUUUCUCAUAAAACCCUCUUGUGAUGUGUCGUUAUUCCGUUAUGAAGCUUUCCUGGUGCGUAAAACCGCCAGAAUUUUGCUCUGCUCUGAUAUUGUGGUCUUUUGAUGUUUAUUAAUAUUAUAACUAUGAUAGAGGGCCAUCUCAGAGUUUCACACACGGAAAAAGACCGCUAAAUAUUAGCCAGAGUGUUGAGAAUUUUGUACCAUUCCGCUCCAGGUCUGAACUCAAGAAGAGGAAAUAAGAUGUACUGUUAUUAAACCACAACACUUGCUAAAGGCACUGUUAAAUAUAAGACGUCCUCGAAUAAUAAAUGUUUUUGCAUACUC
Osmerus eperlanus (European smelt) is the source of this 3520-nucleotide messenger RNA. RefSeq names its product tropomodulin 2 (gene tmod2). Lineage: Eukaryota; Metazoa; Chordata; Actinopteri; Osmeriformes; Osmeridae. The coding region runs from base 221 to 1261 and encodes 346 amino acids. The record is from RefSeq and is a predicted model, not a curated record. Gene Ontology annotation, cellular component: striated muscle thin filament; cytoskeleton; myofibril. Gene Ontology annotation, molecular function: tropomyosin binding. The transcript is spliced from 10 exons. Gene Ontology annotation, biological process: pointed-end actin filament capping; muscle contraction; actin filament organization.